Molecule: messenger RNA, 2051 nt
Organism: Melanotaenia boesemani (Boeseman's rainbowfish)
Lineage: Eukaryota; Metazoa; Chordata; Actinopteri; Atheriniformes; Melanotaeniidae
Gene: slc16a1a
Product: solute carrier family 16 member 1a
Exons: 4
Coding region: 1-1371 (456 amino acids)
Biological process (GO): transmembrane transport; monocarboxylic acid transport
Cellular component (GO): membrane
Molecular function (GO): monocarboxylic acid transmembrane transporter activity
Source: RefSeq, a predicted model, not a curated record
AUGCCGCCUGCCGUUGGUGGUCCUCAAGGCUAUACACCACCUGAAGGUGGAUGGGGAUGGAUGGUUGUGGUUGGAGCCUUUAUCUCUAUUGGCUUCUCCUAUGCAUUCCCCAAGUCUAUCACUGUCUUCUUCAAAGAAAUUGAGGCGAUCUUCAAUGUGACAAGCAGCCAGGUGUCGUGGAUCUCCUCCAUCAUGUUAGCCGUCAUGUACGGCGGAGGUCCUAUAAGUAGCAUCCUGGUGAACAAAUAUGGGAGUCGUCCUGUUAUGAUGGCAGGAGGAUGUCUCUCUGGAGUGGGCCUUGUGGCUGCUUCUUUCUGCAAUUCUGUUGAAGGACUGUACUUUUGCAUUGGUGUGCUAGGAGGUUUGGGACUGGCCUUCAAUCUUAACCCUGCCCUUACUAUGAUUGGAAAGUACUUCUACAAGAGGCGACCUAUUGCCAAUGGGAUUGCGAUGGCUGGGAGUCCUGUCUUCCUCUCUACCCUGGCUCCACUUAACACCUGGUUCUUUGAUCAGUUUGGCUGGAGAGGAAGUUUUAUGAUCCUGGGUGGCCUGCUCCUUAACUGCUGUGUCGCUGGUUCCCUCAUGCGACCUAUAGGACCUAAACCCAAACCUCCAGAGAAGACCACUGAGAGAAGGACUGUUCUGCAGAAAAUUAACAGCUUCAUUGACCUCUCUUUGUUUAAGCACCGUGGAUUUUUGCUCUACAUUUUGGGCAAUGUUGUGAUGUUUUUUGGUCUCUUUGCACCCCUGGUGUUCCUCUCUAAUUAUGCCAAGAGUAAAGAAAUCCCCAAAGAAAAGGCAGCUUUUUUACUCUCUGUGCUGGCUUUUGUUGACAUGGUUGCAAGGCCCUCAAUGGGCAUUGUGGCAAACACCAAGUGGGUCCGGCCAAGAAUACAGUACUUCUUUGCUGCCUCUGUACUUUACAACGGUCUGUGUCAUGUUCUUGCUCCAAUAUCAGUUGACUACAUGGGCUUUGUUAUUUAUGCCAUCUUCUUUGGGUUUGCUUUUGGUUGGCUGAGCUCAGUCCUGUUCGAGACCUUGAUGGAUCUAGUGGGAGCUCAGCGCUUCUCAAGUGCUGUUGGGCUGGUUACUAUUGUGGAGUGUGGCCCUGUAUUGCUAGGGCCCCCACUGCUUGGAAAGUUUAAAGACAUCUACAAUGAUUACAAAUACACCUACCAGGGCUGUGGGAUCAUCCUCCUAGUCUCCAGUGUUUUCCUGUUUGCAGGAAUGGGACUCAACUAUCGACUGCUGGACAAGGAGAAAAAAGAGGAAGAAAGGAGGGCAAGGGUGGGAGUUAGAGAGCAAAAGUCCAACAGGGACAAUGCUGCCAAAGAGGUGGCAGAGGUUAGGAAUACCGAAGACUCUGUCUAGUGCUCUGUGGCAAGUCAGCAUAUACAUUUGAAUCCAAAUUUAUAAUUUAGUGAUGUGUAUAUUGAUGGAAAUUGGAUUCCUCUGUGGAAUAAUUCUAAUCAGCAUUCCUCUGUUGUUUUUUUUUUUUUUUUUUUUUUUUUGAUUUGCUGUUUUCGGAGACGGUCAGUGAUAUCAUGAACUUAUUUGCAAUGCAGUGUAAAAUAUUCAGAUCUACAUAUCAAAGACCAUUAAACUUUGAUUUUAAAAAAGGAAAACCCACAUAAAAUACCUCUUAUAUUUGAGACUUGUAAAUAUUAUUCAAGUUGCUCGUUUUAUGUCAGAAGAUGAUACGCUAUUUCAUUUCAGUCAGGUUCUAUCACUUUAAACUGCCAUCAUCUUCUUGAAGUUUAUUAUAUGUAACGUAGUAUAUUAACCUUUCAGAUAUGUACCAUUUACUAUAUUGCUGUGUAAAGCUUUAUAUUUCAAAGAGAUCUUUUGUUCUUAGUUUUUCUUCCAUGCCACUAUUGCUUUAUUCAUUACAUAUAUUCACUUUAAUUUUGUUUUUUUCUAGCUUGUUUUUUCUGGUUCAUUUUUAUUCGUGUCAUUCAUGAAUCAUUCUGAAGUCAUUCUGCACGGCUUAGUGUGUUAACAGGAUUAGAAAAUGUGCCUCUGACUGCAACUUUUAUUCUUACUUCAGUAUA